AUAAAACCCGGUGCUAAUAGUACUUCUUCAAUCUGCACAUCCUGGAAAAUUUCCAUAAUCAGAAGCUACAAUUUCUUCUUCAGAGAAUGGGAAGCAGACAGCCAGAGGUUCUUUGGGCACAGCGUUCUGAUAAAGUUUACUUGACGAUUGCUUUGCCAGAUGCCAGAGACGUUUCUGUAAAGUGUGAGAUUGAUGGCCUUUUCAGUUUCUCUGCCGUUGGAGUUGAUGGCCAGUCCUUCAGUUUCACUCUCCAACUCUAUGCAAACAUUGUCCCUGAGGGAUGUAAAACGAAGAUUGGCUUAAGAAACAUAAUAUGUUCAAUUCAGAAAGAGAAGAAAGUUUGGUGGAAGAGACUGUUGAAGUCUGAAGAAAAGCCUGCUCCACAUCUUAAGGUUGAUUGGAACAAGUGGUGUGAUGAGGAUGAUGAAGAGUCAAGUGACUACUUGGGAUCUGAUGACGACGAUGUUGUGCAUACUGGUGAAGAUGGUAGCAGCGAUGAUGAAGGAAUGCUUUAUUUACCAGACUUGGAGAAGGCAAGAGGAAACUGAGAAGACCUUGUCAACCAACAUAGAUAACAACACAAUUUCGGUCUUUCUCAAGUGGAACUCUACUUGAACAGAACACAAGACAUAACUAUGGCUUGCUCCCAAUUCUGCUCUCUGGUCUCUUGGGCUAGUUCUCUCAUGCACAGACAAGCUAGUCCUGUUGCCAAACAGUGACUGACUGACGUUAGAUUCAGCAGGUAGUAUUUAUGGAAUCAUUACAAUCCCCAAUUGAUGUCUAGGGAGGUGGUCUUUUUUUGUUUUUUUUUUUUCCCUCUCUAUAUUGUGCUGUAACAGUUGUGGAUGAUAUUAUUUACCUCUAGGCUGUUUUUCCUAUGAUGUUUAACCAGAGCUGAUAAAGAACUUAGGCUUCACUCAUUUUAAACUUUAAUGAUACUCCACUGGUUCCCAGCUGGUAACGUUUUA
Coffea eugenioides is the source of this 968-nucleotide messenger RNA. Its product is annotated as co-chaperone protein p23-2. Bases 87 to 548 code for a protein of 153 amino acids. Gene Ontology annotation, molecular function: Hsp90 protein binding; protein-folding chaperone binding. Lineage: Eukaryota; Viridiplantae; Streptophyta; Magnoliopsida; Gentianales; Rubiaceae. Gene Ontology annotation, biological process: chaperone-mediated protein complex assembly; protein folding. The record is from RefSeq and is a predicted model, not a curated record. The transcript has 6 exons. Gene Ontology annotation, cellular component: nucleus; cytosol.